GUGGAGAAUUAAUCGCUGUUGGAAUCUUGUGGCUUAUUCUAAGAUAUGAACAAAGCACAGACUGGAUGUAGCUGAAUUCACGUUGGAUGAUCUUGUUUUUACGUUUUUCACCGGAAAAUAUCCAUUUCUGACAUGGCGUUUAAACAACCACUCUGCAAAUGGCGUUUGCUUUUCGAAUAUCACCGGGUAAUGGCUAUUUUCUUUCUUUGCCUAUUUAAUGUGGUAUCUGCUCAGAUACGCUACUCGAUCCCAGAGGAGAUGAAAAAGGGCUCUCUUAUCGGUAACGUAGCACAGGAUCUGGGUUUGGAUCUGAAAAGGCUCCGUUCUGGCCGGGCCCGUAUCGUGACCGGGGAAAACAUCCACUACACCGAGCUGAAGACGGACAAAGGGAUUCUCGUCGUGAACGAGAGAAUCGACCGAGAGCAGCUCUGUGGAGACGUGACGCCGUGUAGCUUCAGCUUCGAAAUGAUUUUAGAAAAUCCCAUGGAGCUGCACCACAUUACGAUUGAAGUGUUAGACGUGAAUGACCAUCCGCCCGUUUUCAAGAAGUCAGAUAUCAUGUUGGACAUAAGCGAGUCCGCUAAUCUUGGUGCGCGAUUUGUGCUCGACAACGCAGAGGAUCCGGAUGUCGGCAGCAACGGCCUCCAAAAUUAUGUUUUAACCCCAAACGACAACUUCGUUUUGAAGCAGCAUGUUAAUCCGGACGGGAGCAAAUAUGCAGAGAUGGUGCUGCAGAGGCAGUUAGACAGAGAGCAGGCUCCCAAUCUAUCGUUGAAGCUCAUAGCAGUCGAUGGAGGAAAUCCACAAAGAUCUGGCUCCGUAAAUAUAAACAUAAUAGUUUUAGAUGCCAAUGACAAUGCGCCUGUUUUCAACCAGUCUGUCUAUAAGGGCACGGUGAUAGAAAACGCAGCUAAGGGCACACAUAUCGUUACUGUUAAUGCUACAGACGCUGAUAGUGGCACACAUAGUUACAUCACAUAUUCAAUGUCAAACUUAAAGAGCAAUAUAGCUGAUUUGUUGACCAUAGAUCAGAUAUCUGGCGUGUUGUCUGUUUCGGGUCAGAUAGAUUUUGAAAAGGAUAAAAAAUUUGAGCUCAGAAUCGACGCAAAGGAUCAGGGAGGUUUAACGGAUUCGAGUAAAGUGAUAAUUGAAGUAAGUGAUGUGAAUGACAACGCCCCUACCAUCAGCGUCAUGUCAUUCACUAGUCCUGUGUCAGAGGACUCUCCUCCCGGUACAACUGUUGGCAUCAUAAAUGUAAAAGACCUGGAUUCAGGUGAUAACGGACAAGUGAAUUGUAGAAUAGAACAAAACGCACCUUUUAAGAUAAAAUCUAAUUUAAAAAAUUACUAUACAUUAGUAACAGACACUGUAUUAGAUCGUGAAAGUGCUACAGAAUACAACAUCACUGUUGUAGCGACAGAUGCAGGAAUUCCUCCUCUCUCCACGAAAAGAACAUUUCAUUUAAAGGUCUCUGAUGUGAACGAUAACGCUCCGGUGUUUUCACAACGUGUUUACAGCGCGUCCAUCGUAGAGAAUAACUCUCCCGGUGUUUCUGUACUGAUUCUCGUGGCCAAAGAUCCAGAUGAAAACCAAAACGCCCGAAUAUCUUAUAUUCUGGAAGAUACUAAUAUUGGCGGUUCUCCAGUUUCUCAUUCUGUGUCAGUUAAUGCAGAAAGUGGAGUGAUCCAUGCGACACGUUCGUUUGAUUAUGAGCAAAUUAAAGAGCUGUCUUUUGUUGUCAAAGCUCAGGACGGAGGCUCUCCUCCACUCAGUAGUAACGUGACAGUGAAAGUACUGAUCCAGGACCAGAACGACAACCCCCCUCAGGUCCUGUACCCAGUCCAGACUGGUGGCUCUCUGGUGGCUGAGAUGGUGCCUCGUUCAGCAGAUGUGGGCUAUCUGGUCACUAAAGUGGUGGCUGUGGAUGUGGACUCUGGACAGAAUGCCUGGCUCUCCUACAAACUGCAGAAAGCCACCGACAGGGCGCUGUUUGAAGUGGGCUCACAGAAUGGAGAAAUCAGAACGAUCCGUCAAGUGACUGAUAAAGAUGCAGUGAAACAGAGACUGACUGUGAUAGUGGAGGACAACGGGCAGCCCUCUCGUUCAGCUACAGUCGUUGUUAACGUGGCGGUGGCGGACAGCUUCCCUGAAGUGCUGUCGGAGUUCACUGACUUUACUCACGACAAGGAGUACAACGACAACCUGACUUUUUACUUAGUGUUGGCUCUGGCUGUAGUCUCCUUCCUCUUCAUCACGUGUCUAGUGGUUAUUAUCUCAGUGAAGAUCUACAGGUGGAGACAGUCUCGCGUCCUGUAUCACUCCAAUCUCCCUGUGAUUCCAUAUUAUCCACCACGUUACUCGGACACUUUGGGGACAGGGACUCUCCAACACGUGUACAACUACGAGGUGUGCAGGACGACUGACUCCAGAAAGAGUGACUGUAAGUUCGGCAGAGCUGGUAGUCAGAACGUGCUGAUCAUGGAGCCCAGUUCUACAGGGACGAUGCAGAGGAUGCAGAGUGAAAAGAGCAUCCUGGAUGAACCUGACUCUCCUCUAGAGGUGAGUCCAGUGACAUCACAUCACUCAACAUCUGGUGAUGUGCUCCCGAAAUUCCACAUAUCUAAAAUGAUGAACAGAUGGUGCGAAAGGUUUGACCUGAACACGGGUGCAAUAGUAAAAUAA
Molecule: messenger RNA, 2682 nt
Organism: Scophthalmus maximus (turbot)
Lineage: Eukaryota; Metazoa; Chordata; Actinopteri; Pleuronectiformes; Scophthalmidae
Product: protocadherin beta-16-like
Exons: 1
Coding region: 133-2682 (849 amino acids)
Biological process (GO): homophilic cell-cell adhesion
Cellular component (GO): plasma membrane
Molecular function (GO): calcium ion binding
Source: RefSeq, a predicted model, not a curated record